CCUUGCGACCGGUUCUCUAGGUGCCCAACGCGAGAAGAUGCCGGCCGUCGAUGAGUUCCCUUCCGAACGGAAGCAUACGAGCAGCUCUUACAGAGAUGAACUGGCUCAUUACAAAGCCCAGUAUGAGCAACUUGAGGCGGAGCUUGCGGACUUUCAGUCCUCCAGCCGGGAGCUGGAGACUGAGAUGGAGAAGGACAUUGAAGCUUCGGAAAAGCGGGAGCGGCAACUGAAGGAAAAGCUCGACACGUUGCGAUAUGAAGUCGACGAGUGGAAGACCAAAUACAAGCAGUCGAAAUCCGAAGGCAACGCUGUGCAGAACAACCUGCAGAAAGAGAUCACCACCCUGCGAGACACGAACCGUACUUUGCAGCUCAAGCUUCGGGAUAUUGAAGUUGCCAACGAUGACUACGAGCGUCAAGCCCGGAAUACCACCUCGUCCCUGGAGGACAUGGAAUCGAAAUACAACAUCGGCAUUGAGCGCGGGGUCUUGCUAGAGGAGGAAAUAAGAAAUGGGGAGCAGGAACGGGAGCAGCUGCGCAUUGAUAACCAACGUCUCCGAGAUGAGCUCUCGGAUCUGAAGAUUGAAGCCGAGAUCAUCCAAGAGAAACUUCGAAAUACUGAAGGACAUGGAUUCCGCCGCCGCAAGCCCACUCCUUUGUACCACCGCAGCCCAGCAACCCCGCAGAGUUUGGAGAUCUUUGACCGUUCACCUACUGCUACCUCUUCUCCAGUAUUUGCUACGCCCCCCGCUAAAUCAUCCCUUGCGUCGUCGACCGCUACCCCACCUUCGCCCCCUAUCUCCGAGUCGUCUGUGAACAUGCGCAAGUCAAUCAACCCCAACGCGAAUUCUACGCCUACAUUCCCUCGACAGAGAGCCGCUGGUGCAGAGCCAGUGAACUCCAGAACCCUUCACGCUCGGAGUCAACCGCGUACCACUCAUUCACGCACUCCUUCUUUCGCUUACAGCACCGGCACCGGUAAUGGUAAUGCCAAUGGCAAUGGUCGGUCUACUCCCUCCAUGUCGAUAUCGUCUCGCAACAGUUUGACGAGAAUGAAUACCUCACGGGCCCCGGGGCUUCCCAAGUCCGGAUCACUGUUCCAGAUCCGUGGUUUGAUUGGCAAGAUGCAGAAGCUCGAAGAGCGUGUCCAAUCAGCCAAAUCGCGACUUCCCGCCCCAUCCGAUACCUCCUCUCGCGGAUCCCCUCGUUCUGGGUCCGUGGUCAGCGAAAGCCCGGUCGUCCCCUCUUCGAUCACUGUUCGCAGCAAGCGGCUCAGUAACAGUAGCCUUGGUUCCUCAGCGCGGGAUAGUGAAAGCACUCCAUCUUACCCCCCACAAGGUCGCCAGUCAUGCGGACGGACAGGCGAGAGUCGCCCGAGCAGCCGAACUAGUUUCUCUAGCCGCAGCUCCUUCAGCCAGAGCGUGCACUCUGGUGUCCCCGUAAAUGCCCGGCCUGAAAGUCGCUCGAGCCGCCCCGGGGCCAAAACCCCAUUGGGUCACUACUCGACAAACCCUUUGAUAGAGGGCCGGCGUCCUCGGUCUUCUCUCAGCAAUCAUGCCGGCCAACUCCCUAACAUCGCUGGCAUGUCUCUCAUCGAUGAGGAUCAAGAUAUUACUACGCCAACAACAACUUCCCGCAUCUCCCAAGAAAUUCGACCCCCGACUCUAACUACUUCCCCUACCCCUAUAGUGAAGAAGCGAACCAUCAGCGGCAUCCCGGCCCCCCGAAGCUUCAAGACUAGCAUCGGACCUGGUCCCAUGCCGCCGCCAAGCAGGAAGUCCCAAGCCAGCGAUUUGGGAGAGACUUUUUAA
Molecule: messenger RNA, 1810 nt
Organism: Penicillium vulpinum
Lineage: Eukaryota; Fungi; Ascomycota; Eurotiomycetes; Eurotiales; Aspergillaceae
Gene: nde1
Product: nuclear distribution protein NudE
Exons: 2
Coding region: 38-1810 (590 amino acids)
Biological process (GO): chromosome segregation; establishment of mitotic spindle orientation; vesicle transport along microtubule
Cellular component (GO): kinesin complex; kinetochore; centrosome
Molecular function (GO): microtubule binding
Source: RefSeq, a predicted model, not a curated record